CAUAAUUUCAAUAUCAUCACAGCCACAACUACCUACUUUUCUCAAUUUUAUUAAGAAAUCUAAACAUUGGAAGCGAAAAAACAAGACAACAAUGGCCGAAGCAACUGAACAAGAAGAUAUGUCCAUCAAAGGGAUGGCAUGUAAGCUUCUUCAACAAUCGUUAGAUCUUGUACAGUAUCUUACAGAUGAGCAAUAUACAAGAGACUCGGUGGUUAUGCCUGGAGGUACUAUAGGGAAGCAUUUAAGGCACGCCAACGAUCAUUUUCGCUUGUUAUACAAACAAUGCAGCAUUAAAAGUGAGAAUAACAAUGAGUGCACGAAUCCCAUAAAUUGCAUUGUAGACUAUGACAUAAGGCAGAGAAAUAAUCCUUCCGAGAUAGACAGAUCGAUUAUGAUGGAUGACAUUAAAAGACUCCAAACAACAAUAAAGCAGUGCAAAAUACCCUUGGAAACAGACGUCACUCUUUUAGCAGCAGUUGAUGCAGCAGAUCCGAAUAAAUAUCCAUUCAAAACGUCUUACGGACGAGAGUUAUUCUAUAGCUGUAUUCAUGCUAUUCAUCAUUACGCCUCAAUCAAAGCAAUAUGUAUUGAGCAAGGCAUAUUAGUACCUGCUGAAUUUGGAGUGGCGCCGUCUACUUUACAAAACGAUAAGAAUAGGGUUGCCAAUGCCUGUAGCGCAAGCAGCAGUUGAUAACAAAUGAUAUUCGUCAAUAAAAAGAACCAUUCAACGAAUAAUAAGAAUGAC
This is a messenger RNA of Mycotypha africana, 745 nucleotides long. RefSeq lists its product as uncharacterized. The record is from RefSeq and is a predicted model, not a curated record. Bases 92 to 691 code for a protein of 199 amino acids. NCBI's taxonomy places the organism in Eukaryota, Fungi, Mucoromycota, Mucoromycetes, Mucorales, Mycotyphaceae. The transcript has 4 exons.